CACGUUACUAAAAAAAAAAAAAAAAAAGUCCCAAGUCUUCCCUGAUGGGAGGCGGCCUUCCCAAAGAUAAACUCCAGAGGCUACUGAAUCUUGGAAUCAUCUUCUUCUUUGUCUUCUGCUCCCAUGACUUUAAUACGUCUAGCAUAUUAGAAAACUGCUAGAAAAUUCUAAAGUGCAUAUUGUCCCCACCGAGGUGUCAGUACAGAGAAAGGAAAGAGAGAAGACCAGAUUCUGAAGACAAAGGGGACAUGUUCUGCUCCAGAGAGGCUGGGUUCAAGGUAACGUCCCAAGGGGACAUGGAGCACCCAAGAGGCAGGCUAAGGAGUGUGGAGGGCUGGGACCCUGAGAUUUGGGGAUCCCCUUUCCAGACGCCAGAAUUUAAGCCCUGACAUGGAUGCGUUCUCCUGCGUUUAGGGAAGGACUCUGAAAUGUCUUAAUUUUCUAAGAGGGCGGAUAUGGAGCACUGCAGUUAAAGGCUCUUGAAACUUGACCCUCAAAGAAAGCCAGACGUGUCUUACGGAGUGAACACGAGGUCUUGAGUAGUUCAAGUUGACAGAUGCAAUGUGCAUUGAAGAAUGGGCCUCGGAGCCGCCCGGGAAGAUUAGGGAAAGUGCAUCUGCUCUUACUCAACUCCGGACCCCGCCUGAGUCAAAUUUUUCCUAGCUCACUGUUUGUUUAGUGGGCUCCACACUAACGGGUUCUUGGCCAUGGAUCCUUCAGGGCCGAAAUUCAGAAGGAGGCAUUUAAGGAAAGCUGUUGCAAAACCUCAGGCAGGAAGGACCCCGUGGUCAAUGGGGCUGUCAUCACUCAGUGUCCACGGAGGCUCACGGGGGCUCAGAAGGAGGCCGGGAUGCAUUUUAAGUGCAUGUUGGCCAACAUAGCACUCCUGGGCUGUCCGGGCUUCCCCAGAUGUCGCCAAUGUGAGGAGGUGUGGGAGCAGAAUUCCUGCCAGCCCCCCAAAUGCAGAGCAGUUUUCCUUUUAAACCCCAGCUUGCUUCUUCCUUUUCGGCAAUCCCUCCAGUGACCUCAUCGGAGAGGAGGUUGUAUAAUUCAAGGCCGCAGCAUUUCCACGGGGCUUCUCAGUGCAGAACAUACCUCUGAGGGCUGCUCUCGUCAUUGGGAAAGUCAGCUGAAGCUGUGAAUUCUUUCCUUUCCUGGGUCCCCGUGGAUGGCGUCCCGGAGCCUGCAGGAGUCCCUGUUGCUGAACCGGAGCCGGCUCUCGGCGCCCAAUGCCACGUCGUGCGACGGCGCGCGGGAAGCCUGGGCCCUGCUGUACGCCGUGCUCCCCCCCUUCGUCGUCACCGUCUGCGUCUGCAGCCUGCUGGGGAACCUCUUCGUGCUGUCCGUCUUCCUCCUCCCGCGGCGGCGCCUGAGCGUGGCCGAGAUCUACCUGGCCAACCUGGCCGCCUCCGACCUGGUGUUCGUCCUGGGCUUGCCCUUCUGGGCGGAGAACAUCGCGCACCAGUUCCGCUGGCCCUUCGGAGGCCCCCUCUGCCGCCUGGUCAAUGGCGUCAUCAAGGCCAAUCUGUUCAUCAGCAUCUUCCUGGUGGUGGCCAUCAGCUGGGACCGCUACCGCGUGCUGGUGCACCCCAUGGCCAGCCGGUGGCGGCGGCAGCGGCGACGGGCCAAGGUCACCUGCCUGCUCAUCUGGGCGCUGGGCGGCCUCCUGAGCGUGCCCACCUUCCUGUUCCGCUCCGUCCAAGCCGUGCCGGAGCUGAACAACUCCCACGCCUGCGUGCUGCUGCCCCCCGGCGGGGCCUGGCACUGGGCGAGGAUGGUGGAGCUGAACGUGCUGGGCUUCCUGCUGCCGCUGGCCGCCAUCGUCUUCUUCAACGGCCACAUCCUGGCCUCCCUGCGCGGGCGGGCGGAGGUCCCGGGGACGCGCUGCGGGGGCCCCGCGGGCGGCAAGAGCACGGCCCUCAUCCUCACCCUGGUGGCCGCCUUCCUGGUGUGCUGGACCCCCUACCACUUCUUCGCCUUCCUGGAAUUCCUCUACCAGGUGCGGGCCAUCCGGGGCUGCUUCUGGGAGGAUUUCAUGGACCUGGGCCUGCAGUAUGCCAACUUCUUCGCCUUCACCAACAGCUGCCUGAACCCCAUCAUUUACGUCUUUGUAGGCCGGCUUUUCCGGACCAAGGUCUGGGAACUCUACCAGCAGUGUACCCCUCGGAGUCUUAGUCUGGGGUCCUUGCCCCACAGGACGGAUGUUCUCCAACAUUUCUGGCAGAAGAAAAACAGCAGGGAGCCAUGAAGCGUGGCUUCCUUUUCAGUAAUUUCGGACAUGAUAGAUGCUGUUGUCGUGGGCUCCGGAUGGAGCGCACCCUGCCCCCUGGCCCCCCGCAAAAAAUGGGCAGGACCUCAUCCCUGGAAACUGUUGCGUGUUUUUCUCGUAGGAGGACUCUGCAGGUGUGAUUAAGGUAAGGGUCCCGAGAUGGGGAGAUGAUCCUGGAUUAUCUGAAUGGAUCCAGUGUCUCCACAAAGGUCCUUAUAAGAGAAGUGGCCAUGUGAGCAUCUGAGAAGGCCAUGCAACCGCAGAAGCAGGAGGCUAGAGGGACCACAGGAGCCCAGAGCCAGGGGCUGGCUGCUGGCGCCCCUUAAGGGCUGGAAAAGGGACAGAGAUGGAUUCUCCCCUUAAGCCUCUGGAAGGAGUCAGCCCUGUAGACAUUCGGACUUGAGCCCGCUGAGAUGGACCUCAGAGGUCUGGCCUCCAGAAACAGAAGACAAUAAAGCCGUGCUGUUUCACGUCA
Neogale vison (American mink) is the source of this 2744-nucleotide messenger RNA. RefSeq names its product bradykinin receptor B2 (gene BDKRB2). Lineage: Eukaryota; Metazoa; Chordata; Mammalia; Carnivora; Mustelidae. The coding region runs from base 1169 to 2248 and encodes 359 amino acids. Gene Ontology annotation, molecular function: bradykinin receptor activity. The transcript has 2 exons. Gene Ontology annotation, cellular component: membrane. Gene Ontology annotation, biological process: response to mechanical stimulus; vasoconstriction; G protein-coupled receptor signaling pathway. The record is from RefSeq and is a predicted model, not a curated record.